Microtus oregoni (creeping vole) is the source of this 1758-nucleotide messenger RNA. RefSeq lists its product as uncharacterized. Gene Ontology annotation, molecular function: DNA endonuclease activity. The record is from RefSeq and is a predicted model, not a curated record. NCBI's taxonomy places the organism in Eukaryota, Metazoa, Chordata, Mammalia, Rodentia, Cricetidae. Gene Ontology annotation, biological process: apoptotic DNA fragmentation. Gene Ontology annotation, cellular component: cytoplasm; nucleus. Bases 111 to 854 code for a protein of 247 amino acids. The transcript has 7 exons.
GCCUGAACUCCAGGAGGAGGCUGUCCUUGGUGUCCUGAUACCCUGGCUUCCUUUCAUGAAGACACAAAUGCCAGUGAGGUGCAGAGUGGAAGGAAGACCCUCUAUGGUGCAUGGGACCUGCCCAUACCGAGAGCAUGAGGUGCCCCUCAUUUUGCCAGGUGAGUGCUCACACCUCUGCGGUGGAUGCAGCGGCUCGAGAAGAAUUCGAGUGGGUCCUCAGCUCCAUGUGCCAGAAGCUCAAAUCCCAGAAGUACAAUGGCAGCUACUUUGAUCGAGGGGCAGAGGCCAGUGAGCGGCUCUUUACUCCGGAAGACUGGUUCUCCUGCCAGGGCCCCUUUGACCUGGAGAGCUGUCUUUCCAAACACUCCAUCAACCCCUAUGGCAACAGGGAGAGCUGGAUCCUCUUCAGCACCUGGAACCUGGAUCAUAUCUGGCGAGCAAUGCAGAUUUGGACCCCACCCAGGAUCAAGAAGGCCUCCGGGGGUCUGGUGUGGACUCUCCAUGAGAAAGAGUACCCUGGCUCUGACCUCCAGACUCCUUGGGAAAUCGAUACAGGAAGGACCACUGCACGUGAUACGGAUACGGCGGUGACGUCAGACGCGGCAGUGACGGCGGCGGCGGCGGCGGCGUUGGCGGGCGCACGAUUGAGACGGCGAAGGAGCGUUGGGUCCGGGGCGCUCACUCAUGAGGAGCCGGAAGUGCGGGCAGCAAACUGCAGCUGCCAUCCUGGGCUCCCAGGUUCCUGUGUAUCCAUAAGGCCACAACUCAGAGGAUCUGCCACCAGCCUCUUCAUCUUGUCCUUCCAUGAGCAGACGAGAGUUCAGAAAAAUGCAUUUCAGAGCCAAAGAGGAUGAGGAUGAGGACGACGCCGAGAUGUAGUGUGGGUCUUCCCCUGUCGUGUUCAGCAGACGGCUCAGCGAGUCUGAAGAUCUCUGGAUGGCGUCUCCAAGAGAACACACUGUCAGUUGAACACAGAAUUGACACGAGGUCACCAGCGCCAACACCCGGCCCCUACGGAAAGGACAGCCCUCAGAAACAUGGAAGACCACACAUUGUGAACAGUGUGCGUCCGUGACUGUAGGACAGGCACAGAAAGCUCCACCACGCUGUCCUGAGGCACUGCUGCGCACGGCUGUGAAGACGGACUCAGCUGGGGCAAUGGGUCGGUCACCGGCUGCUGUUAUUGUGCGCUUGGCUCCACCUUUCUCGAUACGGAUACGUGCACGCUUUUUAGACAUGUCUAUUUUUCAAAAUAUCUUUAAUGUAUUAAAAAUGUAAAAAUAUAUAAACAUUAUAAAAGAUAUAAAAUAUACUUGCUUUUAAAAAGAAAACUCAGGCUGGGGCUUCUAGAGUGACAAAAUGUAAGGGUAAUAGCCCCAUCACCACUGCAUCACCUCAGAGUGCCUUUGCUUGCGAGCAGGCCGCUGCUUCUUGGAUCCUGCCUGGGGCCGGUAGAUCUUACUACGGUCACACUGCAGCUUGUGCGUGGUCUUCUUGUGGCAGGCGCUGUGCACCAGCUUCAGGUUCUCGGCCGUGAAGAGCAGGCUGUAGAAAUAUUCCCAGUUUACUACCCACCCAUCCUGGACUGCUUCCACCAGCGUGGGUACCAUGCUUCUCUGUUCUGCUGCGAAGCGGGGUCUGGAGAGAUGGCUCUAUGGUUAAGAGUGCUGACUGCUCUUCCAGAGGACCCAGGUUCAAUUCCUACCACCCACAUGGUUGUUAACAGCUGUCUAUAACUCCAAGAUCUGACACCCUCAG